GACACAGAGCUUGAGCUCAAGGUCUUCCUCGGUCACUGGCUCUCUGAGUGACCUUGGCUAAGUCCCUUGUCUUUUCUGUGCCUCAGUUUGUUCAACUGCACAGUAAAGGAUGGACCCUUCCAGCCUCCAAUAGGUGAGGGCCUCCAUUCUCCUGUGCUGGCUGCCAAAGACAGGAGAAGCUGAUGAGUGCAGGUGGAGAGGUCCCAGUGCCCCAGCUCAUGGCUGGCUUUGCUUCAGAACAGAUGGCAGUGGCCUGGUUCCCCCCCAGGGGACUCCGGCCACAGCCUGCGCCCCAGCCUCAGCCCUGAGGAGGAGGGGGGCUCUGGGCCGGGCGUCCAGGGCUACUCGGUGCUCAGCAGCCUGGUGGGGCCCGCCUGCAUCUUCCUGCGGCCCAGCAUCGCUGCCACUCAGCUUGACCGGGAGCUGCGGCCGGAGGAGAUUGAAGAGCUGCAGGUCGCUUUCCAGGAAUUUGACCGAGACCAGGACGGCUACAUCGGCUACCGGGAGCUGGGAGCCUGCAUGCGGACACUGGGUUUCAUGCCCACUGAGAUGGAGCUCAUCGAGAUUUCACAGCAAAUCAGUGGUGGGAAGGUGGACUUUGAUGACUUUGUGGAACUGAUGGGCCCCAAGCUGCUGGCAGAGACGGCAGACAUGAUCGGCGUCAGGGAGCUGCGGGACGCCUUCCGAGAGUUUGAUACCAACGGGGAUGGUUGCAUCAGCUUGGGUGAGCUCCGGGCAGCACUCAAGACCCUGCUGGGGGAGCGCCUCAGCCAGCGGGAUGUGGAUGAGAUCCUCCAAGACAUGGACCUCAACGGGGAUGGCCUGGUCGACUUUGAAGAGUUUGUGCGAAUGAUGUCUCGCUGAGCCUGCACGGAAGCUGGAGGCAGCAGAGAGGAUUUGGGGCCACAGCCACUGUCCACCAGUGUGUUCCUGGCAGCCGAUAGCUUCUAGUUAGCCCCCUCCAUCUCUCCUCCCCACCUGUGUGCAAUGCCCUUGCCUGCCCUCACCCCCACCCCUACUCCUCCACCAAGCCCCUUGUCCAUCUGUUUGUC
Rhinolophus ferrumequinum (greater horseshoe bat) is the source of this 1052-nucleotide messenger RNA. It is a transcript of the gene CABP2, whose product is annotated as calcium binding protein 2. The coding region runs from base 520 to 864 and encodes 114 amino acids. NCBI's taxonomy places the organism in Eukaryota, Metazoa, Chordata, Mammalia, Chiroptera, Rhinolophidae. Gene Ontology annotation, molecular function: calcium ion binding. The transcript has 6 exons. The record is from RefSeq and is a predicted model, not a curated record.